Molecule: messenger RNA, 4653 nt
Organism: Perkinsus marinus ATCC 50983
Lineage: Eukaryota; Perkinsozoa; Perkinsida; Perkinsidae
Exons: 3
Coding region: 1-4653 (1550 amino acids)
Biological process (GO): DNA repair; telomere maintenance
Molecular function (GO): DNA helicase activity; zinc ion binding
Source: RefSeq, a predicted model, not a curated record
AUGAGCAGCGAAGGUUCACUGGACGGCCUCGACGACGAUCAGAAGAAGUCUCUGAGAUAUAUACAGGAGAAACUCCGAUCACAUGAUGGUCCUCUCUACAUGUUCAUCACCGGCUACGCCGGGACUGGGAAGAGUACGCUCCUGCAUGCAACGACGAAUACUCUAUCCAGCGAGUAUGAAGUUGUCAUCCUCACGUGGAAUGCUCUAGCAGCUCGAUCAAUACGUGGGCAGACAAUCAUGAGCUUCUUCAGCCUCUCUUAUGAGCAAAGUGGUAUUGUCGGUGAUAACGCAUAUAUGAGAGACUGCAGCACCCUCUCCUCGAAGAUGUGCACGUCCAUACAGUCCUCGAGACAGCGGCUAUUGAGGACCGAGAAACUGGUGAUCGUCUUGGACGAGAUAGGGGCCAUACACAAUACAAUUCUGGAUGCCAUAUCCCAGGCGCUCCAGGCCAUUCGCAAAGGGAUGGAUAACUGCCACUUGCCAUUCGGAGGGGUCCCCGUCAUAAUGGCGGGUGACCCCUGCCAGCUUGGUCGAGUCGAGCUGUGCUGCACCUCGCCCAAAUACUCACCCGACCUAUUCCCGACCAUGCCAUGUUGGAAGUCCACCACAUGGCGCGAUAUGGAUCCCGUUAUUAUCUACCUGAGACGGUUCCAUAGGGGCGGCGGGACCGACCACCAAUUCUUAAAUCUUCUGAAAGAGAUCAGAGCCAGCAAGCGAGUCAAACCGGGAGUGCCAGAGUUCAGCGGAGAGUCCUUGCAACUGCUUCAGACUAUGCGAGAUCGGGAUGGUGGAAAAACGCCACCAAGAUAUGAACACGUAUGCAUCUGCUUGACGAACGACGAAGCUGACAAGUUUAACGAAGAUUACCUGGCCAGCCUCCCUGGAGAAAUGGUUGAACUUCAGGCUGAGGAUGAGCUCUUCGGCACAGUGCCACCCGAUAACUUCCACAUAGACGAGGUAUCGCGCAUGGGAUUCAAGAACCAGCUCAGAUUGAAGUUGGGGAGUAGGAUCCUAAUGACCAGCAAUGAUCAAGACGGACGCUUCGUAAAUGGCGACACCGGUAGGAUACAGUCGUUUCAUGGACUCACCAGCUCUGAUCCAUACAUCAAAGUGCAGCUCGACGAUCGACCCGACGAUACUAUUGAUAUUCGUCGCCGCGACUUCACGGUCUACAAGGAGGGAGCCGCGAUCUUCAACCGAAGACAAUUCCCGCUGACCGUAGGCGCAUGUUUUACCGGGCAUAAAUGUGUUGGGAUGACCCUACCAGGGGUCUGGUGUCGAUUCCCUUUCGGCGGAAGAACUCGAGGGAACGAUGCCAACAUAGAGAAGUUCUGGAGUCGACCAUGGCUCCACGGAGCUGCAUAUACCAUUUUCAGCCGUGUAGGAAGGAGCGAUAGAUUGCAAGUUCAUCCCCUUCGACGAUCUGAGAGACACGGGAUUGAUGACGUUCUCCCCAUGUUCCACAUGUCAGAGGAGGCACUACAGUUCGACGAAGACUGUAGAACUAGGAGUUGGCUGACUGAUCCGACGGAGCAGCCAUUACCGCCUCGUUCCGAGAGCCCAGCCGCCGCUACCGCUCCACGGGUGACUGAAACAAUAGAAGACCAUAGCAUAGGGCUCCAAAUACGCGAUGAGUUGGACGCACUCCGAGACGAGUUCCGACGCGAAUUCCGGAAUCAUUCAACGCGAUUGAUGCUACUACAUGAUUUCUCGGAAACGCGAACCAGGAGGAUAAAUCCUGUUUUCUAUUGCUGGACCAAUCCCGAAUUAAUGGCAAAGAUUGAUACGUUCACCCCGGAGUUACAGCGUGAGUUCUACCAACAAUUAGACGAAGCGCUCAAUCUCACCGAGGAAAUGCCUACAAGUGAGCGACUCAGUGAUAUAUUGGAGGGUGUGGCCGCCAAGAAUGUGAGACGAAGGGUAACUUUUCCAGAAUCCCCUAAUAUUCCAGUGGUGGAGCCUUCAACUGGGCGUCCGACAGGUCUCGAGAGCCAGCCAGGAGCUGACUUACAUGGCGAGAGGCUGCAGCGUGACGACGAGGAAUUCAUCGAUGACUUAGGCUCCGAACCUGACAUCGACGAACUGGAUAAUAGCAUAAAUGCACCAGAUGACCCCACUGCUCCAUCACUCCACGUACCACGACCAAGAGACGACAGGUUCGAGGACAAACCGUUCGCUAUUAAACGAGGCGCAUUCUACGAAACGGUGACCAGGUAUCUGGAAAUUAACGAUCAUCUGAGACUGGAGCACGGCUAUACUUUGGAGAAGCUGAAGAGCAGGCAGUCAUGCCGUAUUGAAUGCCGACGAUCAGUAGCCAAGCGCCAUCGCUCGAAGCAGCCAUCGCCUAGAAACCCUGAUUGGAGGCUCUGGCCGGCUUUCCAAUGCCCUUUAUCUGAGAUACUGGUGAAAGCACAGGGUAGCUUCACAUAUUUUUACGGGCUCAAGGGAGCGCGAGCGGAUCAAGAGGCAUGGAGAAACCAUUCCCACCCUGUUACUACUUGGAAAUGCCACAGUGCAUUUGUGCCGCCCGACAUCAUCGAUGAUUGGUGCGAGUGGGUAGAUGAGGAACCGGGGAUAGGUUUGAAUCAGCUAGAGGAUAGAACCUAUAGAAAGCAGAGAGACUACUGCGCUGAAACUAUUCAGUUCCUUGUCCGCCGCGAGUUGAAUCAUCACGAAAAGACUCGUGGAGCUUACCGAUCCAUUAAAGAGCACGGCAAGGCAGGUCUCAGCAUCCACGCCUUCCUUCGACAGCUAGCUCCGAUUACAGUUAAGAGAGAAGAUCUUGCAGCUACAAUACUUCCGAUCUUAGACGCGCUAGCAGCGGUGGAAGAGUCCAGAGCCACUGAGGAGCAGGCAGAGCUAGCAGUACGAGCAGAUGACUGCAUACUUCUGAGUGACGUCCUAUGUAUUCAUGAAGAGGGACCUAGGAAGAAGAGGAUCCUCUCACAGUUCUGCGCCGUACUCACCAGCGCUAGGAUGCUUCGCAAUAUGACCAAUGUUAAGACUGUAGGCCUGGACGCCACCUUCAACUUGCUCUAUGCUGAUGUGGUGCUGGGCGUGAUGUGCCAGCUACCCCAGAAAGAUGCUGCAAAGCCCGUGGCUUUAGCCAUUAUGAGGAGCGAAGCAGCGUCGUCCGUGAAGCAUCUGCUCAAGCAAGUGAAACAGGCAGCAGAGACUCUCAACCUCGCCGAUUCAACUCCAGUAGAGGCGGUAAUGGAUGGUUCUGAUGCAAUUCACAAGGGAGCGAUAGAGACCUACGGAGAAUCAUUAACAGUCAUCAGUUGCUAUUUCCAUACCGUUAAGAACGCUAGGAAGUUGAAGUCUCAGCGAAAGCUGCCAUCCAACAUUUGGCGGGAAAUCCUCACCGAUAUCGAGACUCUCGCAGAUAAUAUCCGCGAACGCCCGCUAUCCGAGUCUUCUCGCUCUGCAAUCCAAAGCUUCAUGGAUGACUUCGACGACUAUCUGAAUCCCAACCACUGGAGAAGUUACUGGGGUUCUUAUGGAGGACAGCACACAGGCCCCCGUACAAACAACUCCGUCGAGAGAUUCAAUAGGCAGUUGAAAGAUGACUUGAUGCCCGGGAGAAGUAGAAUAACUCUAUCAGAGUUCGCGGCAAUAGUUCGCCAGUCGGGUCCUUGGACUCGGAUCUCGCAGUAUGGGAAGUCCGAAACUAGAGGAAAUGCCACGAGUGAGACUCGCCGAAGAGCCGCCGAGUAUUACAUCCAAAACUCCUUCUGCCAAAUCCCUAGGUCUUGGCGAACUAACGUCACAGAUAUGGCGCCGAUCAAAUGGCUGUUCUCGACGAACGAGUCGAAUCUGAGGGAUGUUGUAUAUAGCAAUGCGAACGAGGAAGUCAAGAGAUUCUGUUCAAGCAACUAUUCCUCGUUGAGAGAGGCGCAGAACCUCAAGGGUUCUUACUCUAUCGUGGCUUACAAGAGGACUCCGGACUUCCGCGUUCCAGCACUAGAUGGCCCAUUUUGUACCUGCAGAGACUGGGUGAAAGCACUGGUGUGUCCCCAUGUACUCUGCAUAUCAUAUUCGAUGGGACACGAUAAUACGCAGGAGGCUUUGCGGGAGUGGUCCACGAUAUUGGUCAAUUUCCCCCGACCACGACAACGACGAGAUGCUGAAGGGAAAAUCGGAAGUCAGAAGAUCCCCAGAACAGCUAGGCACGGGCUCACCGAGGGGACAGGACGCAAACGUCGCAGAGUGGUUCAGAGUUCAGAGUCACAGCCAAGGGGAACGAUGGACGAAGACGGUCAGACCGAUCCUCACGUACCUGAUUAUCACGAGAAUAACGAUGAGGAGAGAGAUGGAGGUGCUGAGCAAGGCUCAAAAGACGAGGAAGUACGUGAAUCAGAGCGAACCGCUCCCAAGUUAGUGGACUACAACAGCAUAACUUGGCCUGUACACCCUGACAUUGAAGACCAAUCGCUAUUCUGUGGCUGCGGUCGAGGACACUGGCCUGAAAUGGCAAUGAUAAAAUGUUCAAAGAAAGCUUGUCCUUACCAGUGGUGGCACGUGGAUUGUGCUAUGCAUUACGCUACUGCUAUGGGAAUCCCUUCUGGGCUCGCCUUUGCUCUGCACAACAAGAAAAGAUGGUACUGCUUUACAUGCAGAGGACGAAGCUGGACGGUGCCUAAGAAGAAUUGA